UCAUGGACGUCAGCAAUGCCAGGGGCAGAGCCAAGCUGCUGCCUACCGUUAAGUACUCUCCACAAGCCUCGUUUGAAGAAGGACAUGUCAUAGCGCUCCGGAAACACCGCGAGGGUAGCUCAUUCCACAGGAUGGUACGUGGCAAAAAAAGAUCUCUGGAAACGCACUGUGGAUGAACGCAGUGGCUCCAGGUAGUAUGGAUAAACUCUACUCCGGUAGCGGGCGGUGCGAUGGUAAAAAAUAGAUGAUGGAAUCAUCUCAAGCACCACAAUCAAAAAUAUCAGUCAAAUUAUUAAAAAACCAUUUUGUAAAAACAUCAUCUCGGCCUGGGCGCACAAACCACCUCGUGGUGAACGGUCACCAUCUCCUGUGGGUAACAGGGAUGCCAUACUAUCCCGUUGUAGAGUCGGAUGUAUUUUUAUGGUUAGAAUCCACCUUUUUCUUAUCCUAGGCACACUUUACGUGUGUAUUCCUUAUAAUAUGUUCCAUUAUACUUUGCGAUAGAUGGUGCAUUUGAAAGCUAGACUGAUUAGUUGGUUGGAGAACAACCGGGAGUUAGUAGUGGCGCUGUUCUGUCUGCCAGCCAGCUUCCUGUUCACGGUAGCGCUGCAGCUGCGAGCGCACUUACGGAGACUCGUCGCUCGCGCCGACCAGCACGAGAGGGCCGUUAAAGAGAUACAGGCUAGGGUCCAGGAAUGGAACAAGCUUCCGUCACGAGACCGUCGACUGCUGUGCACGUCGAGACCCAACUGGUUGUCUCUCUCUACUACGUUUUUCGAAAAGCAUCUCCAUCAUCGAGUUCCUAUACCGCUUUACGACAUAUUGGAGCUGGAUGAACAAGCUAUGACUGUCAGAGUCGAGCCAAUGGUGACCAUCGGCGACAUCACAGAAUACCUCAUACCGAAGGGCUAUUCAUUGGCCGUCACUAUUGAAUUGGUUGACGCUACACUUGGAGGUCUUGCAUUCGGCACUGGAAUGUCCACUCACUCCCACAAAGCGGGCUUGUACCACGAGACUAUUACUGCGUAUGAAGUGGUUCUCGGUGACGGGUCCCUGGUCACAGCUGCAGCUGACAACGAACACUCUGAUCUCUUCAAAGCCCUCCCGUGGUCGCACGGUAGUCUUGGCUUCCUUGUGGCGCUCACAUUGAAAAUAGUCAAAGUAAAACCAUUCAUUAAGAUGAAGUACACUCCGGUUGAAGGACAGAAGGAAUAUUGCAACCUGCUGCGAGAGCUUUCUGGAACGUACGAAAGAGAACCUAAAGAAUUCCCUGAUUUUCUCGAGGCAACAAUCUUUAGUGAGAACGAGGCGGUCGUCAUGUCAGGAGACUACUGCGACGGCGACCCGACGGCGCCAGUGAAUCACAGCUCGAGGUGGUACAAGCCGUGGUUUUACAAACACGUACAGUCCUUCUUGAAGAAGGGGGAGAGCGUCGAGUUGAUACCGUUGAAAGAUUAUUUACUCCGGCACAACAGAGCUAUCUUCUGGGUCGUCGAGGACAUGCUCUCAUUCGGAAACGACGCCUUGUUCCGAUACUUGUUCGGUUGGCUGCUGCCCCCCAAGCCCGCCUUUUUAAAAUUCACGACGACGCCGGGGGUGCGAGCCUACACAUUCACGAAGCAAGUUUUUCAAGACAUAGUGUUGCCGAUCAGUGAACUGGAACGGCAGAUCGAGAUGGCCACGCAAUUGUUUGACAAAUUCCCGCUGCUUGUGUACCCGUGUAAAGUGAUCGAUCGCGGUCCAUCGUCCGGACAACUGAAACGACCCCACUCUAAGUACUUGGUCCCGGGAACAAACUAUGCGAUGUUCAAUGAUUUGGGAGUUUACGGCGUCCCGGGGAAGGUCAAAGAGAAGAAGCCAUACAGCCCGGUGACGGCUAUGAGAAAGAUGGAAGAGUUCACGAGAGAAGUGGGUGGUUUUUCAUUUCUUUACGCCGAUAUAUUCAUGACCCGAGAGGAGUUUGAGGCCAUGUUUGAUUUAUCUCUGUACGAGAGAGUUCGAAGGAAGUAUGGAGCUGAAGGAGCCUUCCCACAUUUAUAUGUUAAAGUCAAGCCAGAGAUUGAUGUUUUCGCUAUUGGUGAAGAGAACGCUGUCCAGUGAACAUCUCGGUCGAUGCAAACUGUCCACUUCUAGAGGAAAUACGUUCUCUCUCGUUUUGGCGUCUACUUUGUGUAUCGACUUAAUCCUAACGAUAUAAUUACGAUGAUAAUAAAAGUGCAAUAGAUGUAGAUAUUUUAUUAUUGGUGAACUAAUCCAGUUCAUCGCGGCCUCCUUAAUAAAACGAACACUUUGAAGACUUUUUUUUAAUUUUGUAAACCUGAACCAAGAGAUUGUCUUUAAAGCUAGCAGACAUGUUGAAUGCACAACGUGGCGCAUGUUUGUGAAAAUGAAUCUGCAUCUGCUCUCGUGUGUCAAUCACAUUAGUUGAUUGCUGUUGCACAAUUUUAUGAUUAGACAGAGUUAAAGUCAUUUGUGCCCAACUAAACGUGUUUUGCGACAGGGCGGGUAUGCUGUGUGAGUGGGCAUGUGCGAAGUGUGUGUGGGGGGAGUGCUGUGUAUUUGGGUACGUGCGUAGUGUGUUGGGGGUGCUGUGUGAGUGGGCAUGUACGAAGAGUGUUGGGGGGGGGGUGCUGUUUGAGUGGGCAUGUGCGAAGUGUAUUGGAGGAGUUUGCUGUGUGAGUGGGCAGAGGUACUGUAUUGGUGGGUGUGCUAUAUGGAUGGGCGAGCGUGCUGAGUG
This is a messenger RNA of Bombyx mandarina (wild silkworm), 2737 nucleotides long. Its product is annotated as delta(24)-sterol reductase. The record is from RefSeq and is a predicted model, not a curated record. Gene Ontology annotation, biological process: steroid metabolic process. Gene Ontology annotation, molecular function: FAD binding; Delta24(24-1) sterol reductase activity. Gene Ontology annotation, cellular component: cytoplasm; membrane. NCBI's taxonomy places the organism in Eukaryota, Metazoa, Arthropoda, Insecta, Lepidoptera, Bombycidae.